This is a messenger RNA of Fibroporia radiculosa, 633 nucleotides long. RefSeq lists its product as uncharacterized. Lineage: Eukaryota; Fungi; Basidiomycota; Agaricomycetes; Polyporales; Fibroporiaceae. The record is from RefSeq and is a predicted model, not a curated record. The coding region runs from base 1 to 633 and encodes 210 amino acids. The transcript has 3 exons.
AUGACCGUCUCCGCGCCCUCUCCUGGCACCGCCGAAUCCAUCACUACGCUCACGCUAAACCCAGACAAUCCCUGCAACGCGACCAUCUCUGCCACGGACGGCUUGGUGCUCUACGUCGCGCAUACGGACACGGGCAAGAACGCAUCCACGACGCGGAUUUUCAACGCGGACGAUGUUGUCAUUGCAUCGCUGCAGUGGAAGGACACCGGGUUCUCUGCGUCCGACAAGGUGACAUUGGGUGAACGUGCGCCUGUGUCAAUUGGGAGCUGGCUCAGCAAGAGCAUGGUGCCCUUCAAAGACGAUGUCUCAUUCAAGGACGACACCGGGCGCCGGUAUAAAUGGAAAGGCAACUCGCCCGGUCGCUCACUCGAGCUCUACACCGCAGACGACAAUUUCCGGCAGACUAUCGCACGUUUUCACAAGUCCUACAUUGAUCGUAAGGUUGACCCACCCGCGCUCGUCCCGGCAAAGCUCUUGCUGCUCCCUCGCGCCAACGAAAUCCGCGACAUCGUCGUCUCAUCAUUCCUUUUUCUGGAGCGGAGUAGGAGAACGGGGGAAAUAUCAAUUGUGAAUAGAGCAGACGCGAUCGCGCUCGCUUCGCGCGGCGCAGCCGUUAUGCCUGCACUCAGAUGA